Molecule: messenger RNA, 985 nt
Organism: Rhipicephalus microplus (southern cattle tick)
Lineage: Eukaryota; Metazoa; Arthropoda; Arachnida; Ixodida; Ixodidae
Product: KICSTOR complex protein SZT2-like
Cellular component (GO): peroxisome
Source: RefSeq, a predicted model, not a curated record
CCAGUUGUUCGCUAUCACGUGUGUUCUCUUGCGCUGCUCUUGCGCUGUGGUAACAUAUCGGCGGCUGCUCGUAUUUCGGCUUCUUCGUCGGCAUCGUUUUCUUGCUCGGACGAUUUUUUCAAUGUGAACGCGCAAAUACGCCGUUACCCCGCCGCGUCGGGAUUCAAAUGAAGGAAAAUGGCAGCGGAGGACGUGGAAGAAGGAUCUUCUCCACCGACGCUGGAGGCGGACUGCGUGUACGUGCAGAUGAAGAAGCAGUACCGCGUGUCGAGGUACAUCAGGGCACACUGGUUCGUCAACCAGAUCGGCAAAGUCAUCCAACUCAAGCGUCCCAGCGAGAGUGAUCUCGUAGAGGAGGUUGAGGUUCUGUCAGCUCUUCCGAGGGACAAGCCAACCGGAUGGCGACCGGAUAGGUCGCACGAGUUUGCUUAUCUUGUGACACCGGCUACCAAGGUCACUUUCCUUGCCAAGAAGUACCGCUUUGUCUUCUGUCUCGACCUCAGUGUCUCUAUUGCAAAUGUGGACAUACAGAGUGAGACAUUCCUGUUUGACGAAGUGCUUUGCAACGCUUUCAAAAUGUGUCGAGAAGCUUGUAAAGCCUUUCAAUGUUCCUGGGAGCUGUGUGGUUUUUCAGCCCGACAUCUAUGUCACCGUCAUCGCAUAUAUCCCCCACUACACCCCAUCGGUGCAACAGGUCCUGAUUCAAGGAUGGCCGUUGACGCCCGACAACUGUGCCCUGUUCUUGAGCAAGGUGUCGGCUGGACUGAGUGAGAUCUGCAUUGUCCUAGCGGAAGCGACAGCAGGCGUUGCGGAACUCCAUGACCACCUUAGACUCCAGUCCGAGAAGCUGACCGGUGGCCUGUUUGAAGAAAGUGAUGAGCAGGCAUGCACCACACCGCUGGUCAACAUGGUGUCUUCGGACGUGAGCACGCUGAGCAUGCUCCGGUAUGGCAUGCUGGCCCUGCAGCUACUGCCGGAAAACAGC